Molecule: messenger RNA, 6531 nt
Organism: Gambusia affinis (western mosquitofish)
Lineage: Eukaryota; Metazoa; Chordata; Actinopteri; Cyprinodontiformes; Poeciliidae
Gene: raraa
Product: retinoic acid receptor, alpha a
Exons: 8
Coding region: 1528-2895 (455 amino acids)
Biological process (GO): regulation of transcription by RNA polymerase II; retinoic acid receptor signaling pathway; cellular response to corticotropin-releasing hormone stimulus
Cellular component (GO): transcription regulator complex; nucleus
Molecular function (GO): zinc ion binding; nuclear receptor activity; nuclear glucocorticoid receptor binding
Source: RefSeq, a predicted model, not a curated record
GCUGUAAGCAGGCUGUGAGAAACUCGCCUGCCUCUCUGCCACCGGGCGACUUUGCCACUUUCGUUUGUCGGCCUGGCGCCGUGUGAACCGCGGCGCCUCUGUCUGCGGGGCCAGCGCUCCAGGAAUGAGUGUGGCUCCGUUACUCGGGGUGUACAACAAGGUGGGAAACCUUGAAUAAUGUGAGACGGGGAGCGAGCCGGAGAAGGCGAAUCCCAAGUCAAACCAGCGGGUCACCAGGAGGUGAGGCUCGCCUUCUUCCCUGGGUUCAGCUAAAGUUCAGCAGCAUAGCAUUAGGCAAAUUAGGGAGACAAGAGUGUUGGGGUUGGAAGAAAGAAGAAAAAACCUAGAGCUUGAGGGACUGAUUGAAGAUGGUAAGGAGUGAGGAACUAACAGGGAAAAAAAAAACAUCAGAGAGAUGCGUGCUGCAGCUUUCAUUAUACCCAUAAACUCCCGUGGAAAGAUAUGAAAGACUAAUUACUGCGCUUAUAUAACUCAAUCAUGUCAUGAAAGCCGUUCCUAUUUAAAGCCCCCGCUGCUGGGUUAGAGGGAGGGCCCCGCUCUGCCUCAUUCAGGCCCUGCGUUGCAGAAAGGGACAUCCAUUGUCACGUCCCUGAAAGGGUUAAAUAUGGGAGGAGCGGCUGCAUGAAAGACACUGAGGUGGUGGGGGCGGGUGAAAAAGGCCGGAGCCCGCUGGAGGUGGAGCCAGAUCCCCUCAGCUCAGCUGCUGCGCCUUGUCACAUUUCUGCACAAUAUGAUCGCCGCUCGCCUUGCUGUGGGAACAAUUUCUCUCUCUGCAAACACGAAGCAGGCGGUGCAGCCGGGAGUCUGAGUGAGAGCGAAAGGAAGCCGCCGGGUUGCUGCACAGGAGAGGAGGGGACGGCGGUGGCUGGUGGUGGAGGGGGGGAGCUGAUAAGGAGUCCAGCCGCGGCGGAUCGGGCACUAACGGGACAACCGAGCGGAACCCAGCCGGAGGACGGAGCGGAACUCCGCGGAAUCUUAACGCCUCUGUCCCGGAUCGGAUUUAUUCCUGCUCUGCUGCCUGGGAUUUAGUUGCGGUUCGCAACGCGGACGGAGCCUUGUCUAAAUGUUGCUCCGACUCCGAUCGAGGCCGACCUGAGCGGACCGGACCGGACAGGACAGUUCUAUUUCUGCUGAACUUCCCUCGGUUCGGUUUGGCAUACUGUGUGUGUGUGUGGGUUUUUUUUUCUUUCUUUCUUUCUUUCUUUCUUUCUUUUUCUUGGUGCUGCUCCGACGGACACAAUGCGGACUGCUUUUUUAAAUCUUCUUCUCAAACGAGGUUGAUGUCUUUUUAUUAUUAUUUUUUAAUUUUGCUGCUGCUGUCGCGGUUCCUGCAGGAAGAUGCCAGAUGUCCAAAUCGUCCCGCUGUGUUUGGAUCUAUCACUUUUCCCUCGAUCUUGAUGCCGUUUCCCCCCUCGCUCUCCCCUCCAUCUGAGCCAGUCUACCUCUGAGCACCGCUCCGUGUUUUCAGCGCCUCUCCCCGCCGCCGCCGCCGCCUCUCUGCCGCGUAUGAUGUACGAGAGCGUGGACGUUGUGGGACUGAAUCCCAGCCCGAACCCGUUUUUAAUGAUGGAUUAUUACAACCAGAGCAGAGGAUGCUUGAUCCCAGAGAAGGGGCUGGUGCCCGGGGCGCCCCAUCCUUACAGCACGUCCAUCAGGAACCAUCACUGGAACGGCUCCAAUCACUCAAUAGAGACCCAGAGCACCAGUUCAGAGGAGAUAGUGCCAAGCCCGCCCUCGCCUCCCCCGCCGCCCCGCGUCUACAAGCCCUGCUUUGUGUGCCAGGACAAGUCCUCAGGGUACCACUAUGGUGUCAGCGCCUGUGAAGGCUGCAAGGGUUUCUUUCGGAGAAGCAUCCAGAAGAACAUGGUGUACACUUGUCACCGGGAGAAGAACUGCAUCAUCAACAAAGUCACCCGCAAUCGCUGCCAGUACUGUCGGUUACAGAAGUGCCUGGAAGUUGGGAUGUCUAAGGAGUCGGUGAGGAAUGACCGGAACAAGAAGAAGAAGGAUGAGAAGAAGCAGGAAUGCACGGAGAGCUACGUGCUGAGUCCCGACACGGAGCAGAUGAUCGACAGGGUUCGCAAGGCGCACCAGGAUACUUUCCCCUCUCUCUGCCAGCUGGGCAAAUACACUACGUCUAACAGCUCAGAAAGGCGCGUGUCUUUGGACAUAGACCUGUGGGACAAGUUCAGCGAACUGUCCACCAAGUGCAUCAUAAAGACGGUGGAGUUCGCCAAGCAGCUGCCGGGCUUCACGACGCUCACCAUCGCCGACCAGAUCACUCUGCUCAAAGCCGCCUGUCUGGAUAUUCUGAUAUUGCGCAUCUGUACACGUUACACACCAGAGCAAGACACCAUGACCUUCUCAGACGGCCUCACGCUAAACCGAACCCAGAUGCACAACGCCGGCUUCGGUCCCCUCACUGACCUGGUGUUUGCCUUCGCCAACCAGCUCCUGCCUCUAGAGAUGGACGACGCAGAAACGGGGCUCCUUAGCGCCAUCUGCCUGCUGUGUGGAGAUCGGCAAGAUUUAGAAGAAGCAGACAAAGUGGACAUCCUGCAGGAGCCCCUGCUGGAGGCCCUGAAGAUUUAUGUACGGAAGAGGAGGCCCCACAAACCUCACAUGUUCCCCAAGAUGCUGAUGAAGAUUACUGAUCUGAGGAGCAUCAGUGCUAAAGGAGCGGAGCGCGUCAUCACACUGAAGAUGGAGAUCCCUGGAUCCAUGCCGCCUCUCAUCCAGGAGAUGCUGGAGAACUCUGAGGGCCUGGAGAGUGGCGCUGCAGGCAGCAGGCCCAGCGGCGCCCCCCCGGGCAGCUGCAGCCCCAGCCUGUCCCCCAGCUCGGCCCAAAGCAGUCCAGCCACACAGUCACCGUAGAGACGGCCCUCUCGUUUUCAUCGUUUUCUUCUCUUCAUGUCGUCUCCAAACAGAAAGGAGGGGGGGAGGAGCAAAGGAAGGUGGGCUUCGAUCCUAACUGCUGAUCACAGAAGACUGGCGGAGACGCCUCCUUCUCUCCACCACACCCCCAUCCUCCCACCACCCGACACAAGUCCACAUCUCCUGAUCUGCUUGCUGUCACCGUGGAACACUGUCCAGACAGGAGGGGGGAGGGGUUGGUUUAGACUGGGACGGACCGGACUGGACCGGACCGGACCGGGACGAGAGAUGAACCCCGUAACCACAGACUCCUCCUCCUUUUCCUCCACCUUCCUCAGAGUCACAGACGUUAACAAGUCCGGAUGCAGCGACCUGUUCUGAAUGAGUGAGAGCAGCACAACAGGACGAAGACAUGGACAUGGACAUGGACAUGGACAUGGACAUGGACAUGGACAUGGACAUGGACAUGGACAUGGACAUGGACAUGGACAUGGACGGAGACUGACCUGACAAACACCAGACACUUUGAUGUUGUUCCUCUACAGACUACAACUUUGAUCGUUGAAGACCCCACUCCUCAAAAGACUCUGGGUCUUUCCUCUGUUUUUUUUUUUUUCUUUUGUGUUUAAUUUUCAAGCAAACAAAAAAAAAAAAAACAACAACCAGAUUUUGUACAAAAGAUAUAUAAAUAUAUAUAGAAGAGUUAAGGAACUAUGGUGCUUGGCGUGUCCGGGAGCGAACGGCAGGCUGACACCAGGACGAGUUUACCGCGCUGAGAUUAGAACUUGUUGUACUCCUUCACUGUUUGAAUCUUUUUCAUACCUAUCAAAGAAUAAUGAGAGACGUUUCCGUUUCACGUUUGUAUAUUAUUCUUAAUAACAGGAAGAUAAACAAGAAGAAAAAAAAACAAAAAAAAAAAAAGACAUUGACAUUUCUCUGGAGUCGUACACAAACACAGAAACGUGCACAAGAAAACGAUGAACAUCAGCUACUAUUCCAGGUUGGAUUUGUUUUCCCUUUAAUCUUUUUUUUCCCUGUUCUGUUUUCUUCUCUAGAGAAUGAAAAAAAAACUGAUUGUAUGAACUUGGUUGUAUGAUAUUGUCACAGGUCCUUUCAAGAAAUCAAAUUAAUGAAGAGUCAUUAUUAAGGUGUAUUUUCAGUGGCUUUGAGUUUGUGUAUAUAAGCUGUAUUCAUUUCUUUAAAACUAUGAAGAGUUUUAGGCCUCACAUGAUUUUUUUUUUUAAUUCCUCUUUUUGUGUUUUGUUCUAGUUUUUGUGAUUCAAGAAAAUACAUUUUUGAGCACAUUUUACCGAAGGAAGUUGUUUUCAUGCUUUGUGUCCUACUGGAGCGUGUUGGACGAGCCCCUCCACCCGUCACUGUUCACACACCGAUUCAAACAUCUGCCCCUUCCAUUCUGCAGCCGUGUGUCUUCAUGCUGUACAGAAUGAUAGCUAGGCAUGGGCCGCUGUGAUGUCAUCACCGUCUGACCUGAGAAAUGCCGCCAUAUCAAAGUGUUUUGCACAAAAACGUUUGUGUCAACAGGUCAAGGAAAAUGUUAUUUCUGGGCACAUUAAGAUGAAUAUGAUCAUCUCCGUCUGCUUUGUCAGGAAUAAAAGUGCAUUUUUAAUUCCAUUUUUAAGAAUUAACAACAUUUAUUUGUUGGUUAAUUUCAUUUUGAUUCAGUCUGACAGAUUUAGAUAACAAAUUAUUUUUAUCCAUGUUAUUCAAGCAGUUUUCAGACAGGAAGUGAGGCAUUUCUCUAAAGAUUGUAAAUAUGUAAAAGCAGCAUCAUUUUUUUCUGUUUGUUUAAAUUCUGGCCCAAAAAAAAAAAUGGCAUGUUGAAAAUUAGCUGUAACCUCCAUAAUAUAGGAAAAAGCAAACUUCCUAUUUAAGACCUCCUUGCCAUCACCCUAAUGUUUAGCUCCCUCCACAGAUUCUCUGUCAGAUAUCAGAAUGUGAAUAUUGCUUCCAGUCAGCAGAAACAUAUUGGUAACUUAAACAAAACAACACAAACUGCCGGGGAUGUGAAUCAUUUUAGGUUUAACUCCAGUUUCAACACGAUGUUGCACUCCUUUCAUUUCCCCAUCGUGACUGUUGCUGGUUUUUGUGACUGGAACUAUUUCCAAAUUUCACCUCAUUUCUUGUACCCAGAAAAAAAAGCAUAACUGUUUUUUCAGCCAGCUGAUUGGAGGAAGAGUAUAAGGUCAUCAAAUAGAAAUAGUAUGCAAAAAAAACAUCAAGUCUUACCAAGUAUAUUUGGUCUAGUUUCUUGUGCAAAUAUCUUAGAACACUUGAAAUCAGACGAAACUAAUUUUAAAGUAACUUUUCAGCAAGAAAUGGGAUCUUGUUUUAAGUAAAUAAUUCACUAAUAUUGAUGAAGAAGUACUGGUUCCACUGGGAGAUUAUUUCACUUAUAACGUGGGAAAAAUGACGUGUUAGAAGUGAAUUAAUUUACCACUUUUUCAUCAACAUUAAUGAAUCAUUUACUUAAAACAAGCUCCUAUAUCUUGCUGGAAAGUUAAUUGUAAUUUAGUUUUGUCUUAUUUAAGAUAUUUGCGCCGUAAACUAGACCAAAAAAAAAAAAAGACUAGGUAAGACUUUGUGUUUUUUCUCUAUGGGACAUUUUAACCAUCACUCACAUAAAUAAAUACUACGUCACUAUUAUUUUCUGUUAAUGCGCUCCUGUCUGGUGUUUAAACCAGUUAAACCCGUUCUCUGAACUCCAGUAACCGGUUCUGUCUCGACAGGUCCAGCAGAACCACACCCCGUCGGUGUUCUGGCCUACAUUGAUCCCGCUAGCCGGCCCAUGCCUAUAGUUAAUAAAUUAAACACUCCUGUCAGAGCACAGCUUUCGUUUUUUGUUUUUAUUUUUAUUUUUAUAUUUUACAUUGUAGCCGAAAAAACCCGAACAAAGAUGGCGAGUAAGACGGCUCGUGGGGCGAAGGAGGCUCGGCCCAGCCCCAGCAGGUCAGCUUCAGAGAGAGUUCUCAUGUGAGGGAGGGUGUAUUAUUACACUCCGUGUUAAACACACAAGUGUUUAAAUACUUGUAUUAAUGUGAGGGAGUGUGUAUGCGCUCUGUAUUAAACACUUGCCAUGUUCUCGGUACUCUGAAUGAACGGGUUUGCGUUGAACGGGACGGGACUGGAUUGUAGUUGGCGUCUGUCAGAGAAGGUUCCAGACAGAAGUUCUCCCCAGAACCAAUCAACUUUCAGAACAAAUGUGCGUCAGAUCCGGAGCAGGCGGGCGCCCACUCAUUCACACUAAAAAAAAACGUCUUCACCGUGAACAACGCGCCAUCCGGACCGUCGUUACUGUACCGCACCAAAUGUCUCAGGAAGGAAUCAUUUAUGUGUGCUUGGCCUGUUGCUUGUUUUUGUUCUGUGAUGCGAUCUCUAAAGCCUCCAAUCACAAAUGCAUAUGAUGUGUACACACUUCUGCUACUGAGCCCCAUCCCGCUCCCCCCCCCCCCCCCUCCUGUCGAAACCCCCCCUGCACACACACCCCCACACCCGAAUAUUUCCUCCAAUCACCCACCUUUGUUAAAGCCUGGCCCGCCAGGACUCGUGCAGAGACUCGGACUCUGAACCUCUCGAUGUUGCAACAUAGGAAGCCAGUGUGAAAUCUCUCUGAAUCAU